Molecule: messenger RNA, 1734 nt
Organism: Cotesia congregata
Lineage: Eukaryota; Metazoa; Arthropoda; Insecta; Hymenoptera; Braconidae
Source: the annotation of a GenBank genome assembly
AUGGCUCCAACAAUCCAAACUAAUGGAACUCCAACUGAUCGCGAAAAGCGACCAACAAGGCCCGUCGAAAAAAGAUCAGAGUUAAUUUGUCGGGUGAAAUAUUGCAACACAUUACCAGACAUACCAUUUGAUUUAAAGUUCAUCAACUAUCCAUUUGAAUCGACGAGGUUCAUUCAGUAUAACCCAACAUCGCUAGAACGUAAUUACAAGUAUGAAGUUCUGACAGAGCAUGAUUUAGGUGUUGAAAUAGAUCUAAUUAAUCGCGAUACUUACGCCGGAGAUCCGAAUGCCCAAUUAGAUCCAGCAGAUGAAAAAUUACUCGAAGAAGAUGUUCUCACGCCCCAAGACUCCAAAAGAUCUCGGCAUCAUGCGCGCAGUGUAUCUUGGUUGCGAAGAACUGAAUAUAUUUCUACAGAACAGACGAGAUUCCAGCCACAAACAAUGGAUAAAGUUGAAGCUAAAGUCGGUUUCACUUUGAAGAAGAACUUCAAAGAAGAGACCUUAUAUAUGGACCGUGAUAGCCAGAUAAAAGCUAUUGACAAAACCUUCAAAGAUAACAAAAUAACCAUUGAAAAGCAUUACAGUAAAUCUGGUGUUGUACCAGUGGAGGUAUUACCAGUGUUUCCAGACUUUAAAUUGUGGAAAUAUCCUUGCGCUCAAGUUAUCUUUGAUUCCGAUCCUGCGCCAUCAGGAAGACCUGUACCAGCUCAAAUUGAAGAGAUGUCUCAGGCUAUGAUUCGUGGUGUGAUGGACGAAAGUGGUGAACAGUUUGUCGCUUACUUCUUACCUCUCGAAGAAACUAUGGAAAAACGUAGAAGAGACUUUGUUGCGGAAAUUGAGUACGCAGAUGAUGAAGAAUACGAAUACAAAAUGGCCCGAGAAUACAACUGGAAUGUAAAGAGCAAGUCAUCUAAAGGAUACGAAGAAAACUAUUUUUUAGUUAUGAGAAACGAUGGAGUGUACUACAAUGAAUUGGAGACCCGUGUACGACUGAGCAAACGUCGUCAAAAAGCUGGACAGCAGCCGAAUAAUACACGUCUGGCUGUAAAACAUCGACCACUGACGGCCAGCGAGUUUAAGAUGCAGCGUUAUCGUGAAAAACUACUUGAGCCACCAAACGAAGAUGAAGAGGAAGAAGAAGAAGAAGAGGAUGAAGACGAAGACGAUGAACAAGAGCAAGGAAAAGCCGAAGACAAGACAAAUGAUCAAAAUGAAGAUAGCGACAAUGAAGAAGGCUCACGAGCUUCAUCAAGAGCAUCAUCAGCAGCCUCAUCUCGCUCUAAAAGCCGUUCCAAGUCACGGUCUAAAUCUCGCUCCAAAUCACGGUCUCGUUCGCGAUCUCGUUCAAAAUCUCGUUCAAAAUCUCCUUCCCGUUCAAGAUCUCAAUCCAGGUCACAAUCUCGUUCUCGGUCGCCUUCUCGAUCCAAAUCUCGCUCUCGCUCUCGUUCUCGUUCUCGUUCUCGGUCAAAAUCAAAGUCCGCGAGUCCAGCUAAAUCAAAUCGAUCUGGUUCGGCGACUCCCCAAUCACGGAGUCCGUCAAAAUCUCCAUCAAAAUCACGAUCGCCUUCACCGGCAAAAUCACAAUCACGAUCAUCCUCAGCAUCACCGGAACGAUCAAGAUCUGCCUCAAAGUCUAAGUCACGAUCUCGAUCACCCUCAAAGUCGAGGUCUGCCAGCGGAAGUGGUAGUGGAAGUGGCAGCGCCAGCAGUGCUAGUGGCUCUGAAAGCGAUUAA